GACGAGGUGAGCGCCGUCGUGCUCGACAUCGGCACGUCGACGACCAAGUGCGGCUUCGCCGGCGAGGACAGCCCCAAGUUUGUGGUGCCGUCGAGUGUGGGCGUGGUGGGCGGGGAGGAGGGCGCCUCCUCGGACGGCGCGACGCGGCUGGUCGGCACGAGCGCCCUCGGCGUGCGGCGCGACGGGAUGCGGGUCGAGUCGGCGCUAACUGACGGGAUCGUCACCAACUGGGACGCGGCCGAGGCGCUCAUCUCGCACGCGUACAAGAGCUGCCUGUGCACGUCCGCGGCGGAGCAUCCGGUCCUGAUGGCCGAGCCCUCCUUCAACACGCCCGCCGCGCGCGAGAAGAUGGCGGAGCUGCUGUUUGAGCAGUUCAGCGCGCCGGCGCUGUUCCUCUCGAAGGCGACAAACGCCUCCUCGCCGCCGCCUCUCUCCCUCGCUCUCCCCUCACCGCUGCCCCCCCCUCUCUCGCCGCUGCUUCUCCCACAGGCGUCCGCCGUCGCAGUCCACGAUGGGUACGUGCUCAACAAGCCGCUGCGCCGCUCGCCCCUCGGAGGGGACCGGAUCGCAGAGCUCAUGCGCUCUCUCCCUAGAUGCUCUGCACCUCUCUCUGCAACUCGCCCAUGGGUCGCGUCCGCGUGGGAGUACGAGCUGCCGGACCGGUCGACGGUCGACCUCGCCUGGGAGAGGCGCCGCCGCCUCGCCACCCUCCCUAGACCUCUCCUCGACCUCGCCUGGACCUCGCCUGGACCUCUCCUAGACCGCCUCGCACCCUCUCCUACCCCCUCUGCCCACCACACGCACACGACACAGUCCACCCCCUCUCUACCCCGCCCGCCAGGCUCCACCUGCCCGAGCUCCUCUUCACGCCUGGCCUGCUCCGCACCGCGCGCGCCCCCCGCCACGGCGCAGCGCGACGCGCUCGCCUCCGCCGUGCCGGACGGGCAGCUUGGGCUGCCCGAGAUGGUCGCCGACUGCAUCCGCGCGUGCGACACCGACAUGCGCCGCGAGCUGUGGGGCGGGAUCGUCGUGAGCGGCGGCGGCUCGCUGCUCCCUGGCCUCACCGACCGGCUGCAGGCGCGGCUCGGCGAGAUCGUGCCGCAGACCUCGAUGAAGGUCAAGAUGAUCGCCGCGACAGCGCCCGCCGAGCGCCGCUUCGCCGUCUGGAUCGGCGGAUCGAUCCUGGUGUCGCUCGGCUCUUUCCAGCAGGCGCGGGGCCGCACCGCCACCGAAACCCGCCACUGCCCCCCCCCCCCAACCCCCACCCCGCCCCGCGUCGCCCAGACCCUCCCUCCCCUCCGCCGCAGCUCUGGCUCUCGAAGCAAGAGUACGACGAGCAGGGCGCGAGUGCCAUUCACCGCAAGUGCCCUUGAGCACGGCCACCCGCCGCGCCUUUCCCUGGGUUUGGGGCUUGCUGCUUGUACUCGAGCACAGCAAUCGGCUGGGCCUGCGGUCGCGCAGGUGGUCCGGGCGGCCGCGGUCGAAACCGGUCCGCGGUUGCGGAUCUCGCAUGCACCAUGCAUCAGGCUACAUAUUGUCUGCCGUUUUUGGAGAGCCCAGAGCAGUCGGUUGUGGCUUUUCCUUUUGCGUUUGGAUCCGUCUCACACGCGCACUCGAGAGAGAGAGAUUUUUAGCAAUACCAAACAACUCUAA
Molecule: messenger RNA, 1653 nt
Organism: Emiliania huxleyi CCMP1516
Lineage: Eukaryota; Haptophyta; Isochrysidales; Noelaerhabdaceae
Exons: 4
Biological process (GO): regulation of transcription by RNA polymerase II
Cellular component (GO): SWI/SNF complex; NuA4 histone acetyltransferase complex
Molecular function (GO): chromatin binding
Source: RefSeq, a predicted model, not a curated record